UGUCAGCAGUGCGGAAAAUCUUUCAAACGUUCCUCCACCCUCUCCACCCACCUACUCAUUCAUUCGGAUACGAGGCCUUACCCCUGUCAGUAUUGUGGAAAAAGGUUUCAUCAGAAAUCUGACAUGAAGAAACACACCUAUAUUCAUACCGGUGAGAAGCCCCACAAGUGUGUCGUAUGCUCCAAGGCAUUCAGCCAAUCAUCCAAUCUCAUCACACACAUGCGCAAACACACUGGAUAUAAACCCUUUUCUUGUGGUUUGUGCGAGAAAGCUUUCCAAAGAAAAGUCGACUUGAGAAGGCACAGAGAAUCGCAACAUCCCAGUGUUCCUGAAUCUAUCAUUUCCGGGUUAUACCGACCAACUGACAUAAAUCUUGAAGAUGUGAAGCACGAAGUAAGCAGCAGUAGUUGUUGAGAACAGUGCCAUAUUAGUCCUCGACCGAGAAAAAAAUAAAAAUCAUAGAUGAAUUUGUGUACCUUUGUCUUUGAAAAAGUAUUACCGACAACCGGGGUUAUAUCGGACGAUAUUUUUAAUUAACGUUAACUAAUAUAUUCUAUAAUAAGAAGUUAACCUAGUGAACAUAUUUACAUAAAAAUAUAUCACGAUUAUAUUUAUUUAUUUUUUUAAAAUGCGUCCGAUAUAACCCCGGUUUUGGGGGAAUAUCGGACGAUUCCAUUUUUACAUUGAAAAAGAACGCGUUGAGCCUGGUAUCCGGUAUAGGUUUGGUUAAAAACCAUUAUCGGACAAUUAAAAAAAAAUUGACCAUGUAGGGUUCAGGAUACAGGGUGAUGUAGUAAAAAUAAAAGUAAAAAUCGAUAUAAUGGA
Leptinotarsa decemlineata (Colorado potato beetle) is the source of this 825-nucleotide messenger RNA. It is a transcript of the gene sens, whose product is annotated as senseless. Lineage: Eukaryota; Metazoa; Arthropoda; Insecta; Coleoptera; Chrysomelidae. The record is from RefSeq and is a predicted model, not a curated record. Gene Ontology annotation, biological process: regulation of transcription by RNA polymerase II. Gene Ontology annotation, molecular function: RNA polymerase II cis-regulatory region sequence-specific DNA binding; DNA-binding transcription factor activity, RNA polymerase II-specific.